Felis catus (domestic cat) is the source of this 2676-nucleotide messenger RNA. It is a transcript of the gene HTR1D, whose product is annotated as 5-hydroxytryptamine receptor 1D. NCBI's taxonomy places the organism in Eukaryota, Metazoa, Chordata, Mammalia, Carnivora, Felidae. The transcript has 2 exons. Gene Ontology annotation, cellular component: plasma membrane; dendrite. Gene Ontology annotation, biological process: G protein-coupled receptor signaling pathway, coupled to cyclic nucleotide second messenger; chemical synaptic transmission; vasoconstriction. Bases 836 to 1969 code for a protein of 377 amino acids. Gene Ontology annotation, molecular function: neurotransmitter receptor activity; G protein-coupled serotonin receptor activity. The record is from RefSeq and is a predicted model, not a curated record.
GCGGCGCCGGGAGCUCGGCUGGGGUCGCGGCGGAGAUGCGGCGGCCGCCGGCGGAGAGACGCGGCGCGAAGCGAGGAAGCAGGACGCGGGCGGGCGAGCCCGGGGUCCGCACCUGCGCGGCCGGGAGCGGCCCUAGAGCUCUGAACAUGUGCCCCUGUCGAUGAACCCACAGUGAUCUGUGUGUUUUGCCUUCUCCCAGCUCAUGCACACUUCAGGUCUUGGUAACCAGAAUGUUUUGUCUAUUCGGGCUCAAACCGAUCACUGGGACAGGAACCGAUGUUAAGUGCCACAUGAUGUGUCAAGAUGAACCUGGGGAAACGGUGAGCUAUUGACUGGACUGCUUUUCUGGAUCUGCUGGUACUUCUUUUAAAAGUUUUAAAAGCUCCCCAGAGGAAACCUGAAACCCAGACUCUUCUCAGAAUAGGAUGGGGGAAAUUCUGAAGUUUUCAUUAAACACAUUUAUCCCUCAAGCUUUGGAAGGAGCCAAAAUGCCAAAAGCAAGAGUCCCAAAGCAUUGCCGACACUGGUGUAUGAUAUUCUGAUGAACGUCUAACAAAUUCAGCACAUGUCCCCUGGGCUUGACCGUUUGCUGGACAAACUUUCAGAAUAGUGAGGCAUCUUGGGAUUCAUCCCAUUUAGGAAAGACCUUUAACUACCAGCUGUCGUCUCAAUGUUCUUCAAAUAGUCAAGUCUGCUCGAGGUCCUAUCACUGUGGUCUGUUCUGAUGGAAGGUCCCCACCAGCGUGCAAUAGAAGGAUGACCUUGCUCCGCAAGCAGGACAACUGUGAAAGGAGCUGGGGGUGUCAAAGUCUGUGGGAAGAGAGAGCCACCUAGAAUGUCCCUGCCAAGCCAGUCACUGAAAGACCUUCUCCAGGAGGCCUCUAACAGAUCCCUGAAUGCUACAGAAACCCCAGAGACUUGGGGUCCAGGGACACUCCGGGCCCUCAAGAUCUCUCUUGCUCUGUUCCUUUCCAUCAUCACACUGGCCACGGUCCUUUCCAACGCCUUUGUGCUUACCACCAUCUUCCUCACCAGGAAGCUCCACACCCCAGCUAACUAUCUCAUCGGCUCCUUGGCCAUGACGGACCUCUUAGUCUCCAUCUUGGUCAUGCCCGUCAGCAUCGCCUAUACCAUCACCCACACCUGGAGCUUUGGCCAGAUCCUGUGUGACAUCUGGCUGUCUUCUGAUAUCACGUGCUGCACGGCCUCCAUCCUGCAUCUCUGUGCUAUUGCCCUGGACAGGUACUGGGCCAUCACUGACGCCCUGCAGUAUAGUAAACGCCGGACAGCGGGCCGCGCGGCCGCCAUGAUUGCCACCGUCUGGGUCAUCUCCAUCUGUAUCUCCAUCCCGCCACUCUUCUGGCGGCAGGCCAAAACUCACGAGGAGAUGUCAGACUGCCUGGUGAACACGUCUCAGCUCUCCUACACCAUCUACUCCACGUGUGGGGCCUUCUACAUCCCUUCUGUGUUGCUCAUCAUCCUCUAUGGCCGCAUCUACGUGGCCGCCCGGAACCGCAUCCUGAAUCCGCCUUCGCUCUAUGGGAAGCGCUUCACCACGGCCCAUCUCAUCACGGGCUCUGCGGGGUCCUCGCUCUGCUCCCUCAGCUCCAGCCUCCAUGAGGGGCAUUCCCAUGCGGCUGGCUCCCCUCUCUUUUUCAACCACGUGAAAAUCAAGCUGGCUGAUAGUGUCCUGGAGCGGAAGAGGAUUAACGCCGCUCGAGAGAGGAAAGCCACCAAAACCCUGGGGAUCAUUCUGGGGGCCUUUAUCAUCUGCUGGCUGCCCUUCUUUGUUGCAUCUCUGGUCCUUCCCAUCUGCCGGGACUCCUGCUGGCUCCACCCAGCGCUCUUUGACUUCUUCACCUGGCUAGGCUAUUUAAACUCCCUCAUCAAUCCAAUAAUAUACACUGCGUUUAACAAAGAGUUUCGGCAAGCAUUUCAGAAAGUGGUCCAUUUCCGGAAAGCCUCCUAGUCUUAUUUGGUGGUGACUCUUGUUAUCUUUUGUGACCUGUAACCCAACUGGAAUUGUCUUGUUUGUUUCUCCAGAGAUUUGGGCCAAUCCUGGGCUCUUGGGUUUUGGUUCCAUCAAUAGAAUUGUUCGGCGUUCUCUUCCUCCUCUUGUCUUCUUGACUUCGGUGCCACCAAAAGCUUUGUGAAGGGGGACAAGACCGGAGAUUCCACUUAUUAUUCCAAUAUUUUCACAGCUCCUCCAUGUUGGAAGAAAUGCGACCCACAGGAUUCCCCGUUGAUUCGAUUCAGAGGGGAAGCUGUCUGACUCUGUAGAAAGAUCCCAGGUACAAGUGGGAGGCUUUCUGGUUUACCUAAGUUUUGUAUGGAGCUCAAUGUAGGGUAGAUGAGGUGAAUGACCUGAGCCGAAAGAGAAUUGGGAGUCAGGAUGGAGGGGUCUCCAUUCCAUAUGGAGCCUUGAUUGGAAAAUAACACCCAGAUCAACUGCCAUGUAUCCUUCCUCCUUCCCCAGUAUCUCUGUACCACCUUAAUGUUCUGAAAAGUUAAAGACCACAAUCACCCUCCGUGAAGUAGAUCGACAGGCUUUGGACCCACCAAGCUUUGAGUGGGACACCAUUCUGAAUUUUGUUUUCUGAAUUAUUUUUUUACAUCCUGUUCUCAUCAGAGAUCUUAAGAUGUUGAGUCUUGUCGAAUAAAAAGCAUGAGACGUCA